Molecule: messenger RNA, 682 nt
Organism: Protopterus annectens (West African lungfish)
Lineage: Eukaryota; Metazoa; Chordata; Ceratodontiformes; Protopteridae
Product: myelin P2 protein-like
Exons: 4
Coding region: 64-468 (134 amino acids)
Biological process (GO): fatty acid transport
Cellular component (GO): nucleus; cytosol
Molecular function (GO): fatty acid binding
Source: RefSeq, a predicted model, not a curated record
UUUUUAAGUCUUUUAUUCAUUUGUGCACCUAGUGGUUUGCUACUGCUAUACAAACCAAAGACGAUGGCUACAAUGCACGAUUUUGUUGGCACUUGGAAACUGAAAGACACCAUUAAUUUUGACGAAUAUAUGAAGGCGUUAGAUGUAGGCUUUGCUACCAGAAAAGUUGGAAAUGUAGCUAAGCCCAACUUGAUUAUUUCUGUAAAUGGGGAUCUUAUUACCGUAAAGUCGCAAAGCAAAAUCAAAAACACAGAAAUAACCUUCAAGCUGGGAGAGGAGUUCGAUGAAACUACAGCAGAUGACAGAAAAACAAAGACAACAAUAACCUUUGAAAAUGGCAAAUUAAUUCAACUUCAGAAAUGGAAUGGAAAGCAAACCACAAUAGAAAGAGAACUGAAAGAUGGAAUAUUAACAGCGAGAUGUAUCAUUGGAGACAUUGUCUGCACAAGGACAUAUGAAAAGGAGUAAGCUCUUACAGAGUAGAAGACUACAACUUAACAAAGAGACAGCAUACUCCAUAUAAUUUGGACACCAAGCAAUUACUUUUUUUUAUUCUUCAAUUACUUUUUUUAGAAUUUUUGCAACAGCAUAUAUUUGAAAAAUGUCUGAAGUUGCUUGUAAAAAUAUGUAUAAAUAGUGGCAUACUGUGAUUUUUUUUUAAAAUAAAACUUGUAUUUCAGAA